This is a messenger RNA of Monosiga brevicollis MX1, 2013 nucleotides long. RefSeq lists its product as uncharacterized. Lineage: Eukaryota; Choanoflagellata; Craspedida; Salpingoecidae. The transcript is spliced from 2 exons. Gene Ontology annotation, cellular component: nucleus. Gene Ontology annotation, molecular function: DNA binding. The coding region runs from base 1 to 2013 and encodes 670 amino acids. The record is from RefSeq and is a predicted model, not a curated record.
AUGACGUCCAUUGAAGUUCAACAGUAUUUAGAGGUUGAUGGCCUUCGUCAAUUGACGCGUCAACAACUUGGCAGCCUGGUCAACCCUCCUACGAGCGCCAGUGCCCGGAAGGGGCGCCCCAAUCGAUCCGACGGGCUUCUGAAGCUGUACGGUAUCACCAGAGCCGAUCUUGUGGCUGCGCAACGGCGGAGACAGCGAGGCAUCCAACCUCAUGACGGCAGGCGGAUUCUUCUGGCGCAUGAGCGUGUAGCUUUGACAAACUGGCUAGAGACCUGCAGUGAGAAGCGUGCGUGUAAGAGCCGUGGCAUGAUCGUGGAGGUUGUGUGCGAGCUUCUUGAGAUUCGUCGCAGUGCCCGAGAGGACGCACUCAAUACGAAUAGCGAAUUGCUUGAUCGGAUUCCCACACUCAGCUCUGCUGAGCUUGCUCUUCUUGCUCGUCAUCAAGAGGCCGAAAGCUCGGACAACCCCAUGAGCCAGGCGCGUUUGAGCAAUGACUGGUUUCGAGGAUUGGAGUCCGACUCGAACAUUUAUCUUACCACCGCGGUGACUCAGAAUCCAGCAAGAGUAACAGCCGCAACAGCCGAGGCUUGUACACGACAUUUUUCGAGUCUUGACGAGCUCUUGGCAGACCUUGACUUCGUUCAUCGCUCAGGGCGUCAUGCUGGCAUGAUCAAAACCAACUGUCUUGGCCGUAUCUUAUCCGUGGAUGAGAUGCCUGGUCUCCGUGCCGGAUUCACAAGGAAUGUCAAGGUGUAUUCCUCAGCCGACCGAACUGUAGAUCAAGGGUGUCUUCCCGGACGAACCUACAAUGAGACGAUCACGCUGGUUCUCAGCAUUGCAAUGGAUGGGACCGUGUUGCCGCCAAUGGUGAUUCAUGCAAAUCGUGGUCUUGGAGGAGACGAGGUUGGGCCGGCACAGCUCCCCGAAUCAAUCACGGGCAACCCAGACUAUUCGCAUUUUUUUUGCUGUUCAACGAAAAGUGGUUGGAUCAAUCGCCACCUCUUCGUUGCCUUUUGUCGACGAAUCAGAUCUUUUCUCGGGCAUACCGAGCCCAUUAUUCUGCUUUCGGAUGGACACAGCACCCGCAUGUCGCUUGCAGUCACCAACUACCUUCGCUCGAUCAACAUUUUUUUAUUUUUGAUCCCCCCGAAUACGAGCCAUUGCCUAUCCCCGAAUGAUCAAUGGCAUCAACAUAUCAAUCGGACACGUAUUUCUUAUACACUGCGCCAUUCACGGCAGCUAGUUGGAGAGGCAGCCACCCUCGACGAGGAAUUGUGUGCUCUUUAUUUUGCCAUCCACUUUCAAAGCAGUCAAGUCAAACGGGUACAGGCUGCCUUCCGCCAUGCAGGCAUUACGCGCUUGGAGCGAGCUGUUAGACACAUGAAGAACCAACCCUCACACGUUGAACCCGAGGAUACAGCAGUGACGCCUCCCCAAAGCCCGGCAAGCACGCCAUCUGGUUCAAGCACUCCGAGGUCAAACACAACGCCGCAGCCACUGGUACGGGUUUGGGACGCCAAUUGGAGUCUUGAUGAAGGCCGGGCGCACUUCGAUCGUCUGGCUGCGAGUUUUUCGCGCCUUGAAGAGCGUCAUCAAGAUAUGAUUCGCUCAACGCCGCGUCAGCGCCGCCUACUCGAUCGCAUCACGCCUCAAGAGCGGUCACGACGGCGACGUGCCCCCAUUUUUGGGCCAAUGUCAUCGGGGCCAAGCGCCGCAGAUCUCGAAGGGCGUGAGCGGCGCCGUGUUCAUCUUCAUGCGUCGAGGGAACGACGAGCAGCAAGAGUGGCAAAUGAAGCUGAUCUACGUGCUGCUUUGAACGUACAACGCAUCACGAUUGCCAACCUGAAAAGCUUCUGUCGAUCGCAUUGCCUCGGCACGACUGGCAGCCGUGCCGAGCUCAUCGCACGCACGAGGACACAACUCGAGCCCACAGCCCCAAACCACUCCCUCAUCGCCAGGCAGGCCAGCUGGGGAGGUAUUCGAGCCUUUGGCACCCCCUUUGGCGCAGAUUGA